Molecule: messenger RNA, 1038 nt
Organism: Xenia sp. Carnegie-2017
Lineage: Eukaryota; Metazoa; Cnidaria; Anthozoa; Malacalcyonacea; Xeniidae
Product: ras-related protein Rap-2c-like
Exons: 1
Coding region: 102-743 (213 amino acids)
Molecular function (GO): GTPase activity; GTP binding
Source: RefSeq, a predicted model, not a curated record
GCACAUGUAAAAAUAACUCACAGAGUCAAAGCAGCCAGAAGAGACAACAGGUCAUAAUAACAAACGAGAGAAAAGACAUAAAAAUAUAAGCGUAUUUAGCGAUGCCAAUCAAGAAGCGGACAAAAUCAUCCAGCUCACCAAAGAGAAGUAAACGACGCCAAUCAAACCAUGGAAAAAUCCAAAUGAAUGUUGCUGUCCUUGGUUCAAGUCGCUGUGGCAAGACAAGUGUAGUAAAGCGUUUCCUGAGCAAUUCGUACAGCGAUAAAUACAAUCCAACAUUAAUGGAUGUUUUCGAAGAGCAUUUCGUUCUGGAGCAAAACAAUGUUGGCGUGGAAUACAGAAUAUUCGAUGUUUCUGGAUCAGAUGACUUCCCAGCGAUGAAACAACUUGCAGUCGACUCGGCUGAUACAUUUGUGAUUGUCUACGCUGUGGAUGAUCGAAAAUCAUUCGAGGAUGCAAAGAAAGUGAAAAUGGAAAUUAUGAAAGUCAAAGGAGACGUAAAUGGAUCAAUCUUACUCGUAGCAAAUAAAUGCGACGUUGACGAUAAUCGUAGAGUUGUGAGCUCCGAGGAAGGAAAGAUACUGUCAAUAGAAUGGGAUUGCUUCUUUGUAGAGUGCUCGGCUAAAAGCGCAGAGAACAUUGAAAGUUUAUUCAUACAACCAACGAUGAACACGUUAAAACAGAAAUACCCAGAACUUAUUAUCUCGAAACACAGCUGUCCUGAUGUUACCACAGCUAGUUAAUCAUUAACCAUUGUGAAAAUGGGAACAAUUUAUAUGUAAAUAUUGUAGAAUAUGUUUAUACUUAAAGUGUUUCAACAACACUACAAUUACAUGUCGAAACUCAGAAUUGAAAUGUGUGUUUGACAAGAGCGACUUUUCCAGUGUUGACAGGCGAUUUUCUCAUACUUCAAUGGUAAUCAAGUAUACCUUUCCUCAAUUUUAUCAUUUUAUUAUCCUAAUUAUUCAUUAUUUUAAAGCCAAUAUCAUUAAAUGCACAUGCUAGUUAACAAAAUAAAUAUCAUAUACCCGAUGCUAA